Lates calcarifer (barramundi perch) is the source of this 4569-nucleotide messenger RNA. Its product is annotated as semaphorin-4B-like. NCBI's taxonomy places the organism in Eukaryota, Metazoa, Chordata, Actinopteri, Centropomidae. Gene Ontology annotation, molecular function: chemorepellent activity; semaphorin receptor binding. The record is from RefSeq and is a predicted model, not a curated record. Gene Ontology annotation, biological process: semaphorin-plexin signaling pathway; neural crest cell migration; positive regulation of cell migration.
GUGAGUCUUCCUGACUGUUACUUCAGUCACAGUCUGUUGGUGCUGAGAGUCAGAGCGUUCAGCGCUGUAGAUUCGACAAGAGCAGAUUUUUAUUUUUACUUUUUACUGUAUCAUCCCUCCAUCCUCAGAUCCUCCAUCAUGGCUCCAUCGGUCGUCCUCCUCCUCCUCUGUCUGCUGAGCUCCGUCAGAUCUCUGCCUCCUCCUCGGACCUCCUUCCUCCUCAACUCUGCAGACAGAUCUCUGGUCCACUUCAGCCUCCCUGACGUCCACAACACCACCACACUGUUGCUGAGUGACGACGGCUCCACUCUGUACGUGGGGGCGCGAGACGCCGUCCUCUCAUUGGACGUCAGGCGGAGUGAUGCCAUCAGCCUGAAGAGGAAGGUGGAGUGGAGUCCGUCUGACGCUGAGAUAAACGACUGUCGGAUUAAAGGGAAGAACCCGACGGUCGACUGUCCAAACUUUGUCCGUGUGCUGCAGCCGAUAAACUCCACCCAUCUCUACACCUGUGGCAGCUACGCCUAUAGCCCACAUGACGCCUACAUCGACGCUGAGAGCUUCUCCAUGGUCCAAAAUGACCUCAGUGCCAAAGGUCGCUGCCCGUUCAACCCCUUCCAUAGGAACACCGCCAUCACCAUCGACGGUGAGCUGUUCACUGCGACAACAACUGACUUCAGAGGAUCCGAACCACAGAUUUCUCGACACUUCAGCAAACAUGGCCGCCCAGAUGUCAACCAGGACUCUGUCAGUGUACUGCAGGAGCCAACAUUUGUCAGCACCGCGUCAGACCCAGCAGGGGAGAAACUCUACUUCUUCUUUAGCGAAGUUGGAAAAGAGUUCAGCUUCGUCGACGAGCUGAAAAUUGCCCGGGUGGCUCAAGUCUGCAAGGACGAUGUUGGUGGACAGAGGACUCUGCAGAAGAAGUGGACGUCCUUUGCUAAAGCUCCUCUGGUCUGUCAGUCUCCCAAACAACUUCCCUUCAAUGUUCUGCAGGAUGUUUUCACCCUGCAGCCACCAGAGGGCAGCGAUGCCUCAGAAACCCUGUUCUACGGUGUCUUCACCUCUCAGUGGUCCUCAGGUCCAGAGUCGGCAGUUUGCGUCUUUAAGCUGCAGGACAUCCAGACAGUGUUCGAUGGGAGCUACAGGACCUUCAACAUGCAGACUCACCAGUUGAGUUCCCUGCUGGGAAAACACUCCUACCUGGGAAAGUGUGGACUGGCCAAUGCUACAGAUUCUGAUCUAGAAGAGGUGAAGAAGAGUUUCCUGACCAGCAGCGUCGUAAAGCCAGUCACAGAUGGUCCUGUUGUUGUUUCUUCAGGGCAGCAGUACAGUCGUGUGGCUGCGAUGAGGACAAAGGCAGCCAAUGGCAAACAGUACACCACCCUUUUCCUUCUUACAGAGUCUGGAUUCCUGCACAAAGUGGUUUUGUUUGAUCAGGGUGCGCGGGUCAUUGAGGAGAUUCAGGUCUUCACACAACCUCAGCAGGUCAAAAGCAUCGUACUCUCUUCCACCAAGGGGGUGCUUUAUGUGGGAACAUCCGAAGGCGUGACCGCUGUACCUGUGACCAAAUGCUCAGUCUACAGAACCUGCAGCCAGUGUGUUCUGGCCCGAGAUCCUCUCUGUGGAUGGAGUCCAACCAAGGGGAUCUGCACCAGUCUGGACAGCAGUCCUGAUACCAUGGUUCAAGACCUGGAGAACAGCAAUGUGGAAAAAGUUUGUCAGCAACAAACCAGGACCAGGACCAGGACCAGUCGAGACACAGAGGUCAGCGUUAAUUUGAAUGAGGUAGCGACGCUUCAGUGUCUGAAACCUUCCAACCUGGCCACUCUGACCUGGACCUCCGCUCAGUUCAAAAACCUUCCAGAGAAACACUUCAUCCAAUCCGCUGAUGGCAGCCUCAGCUUCAUCGUCUCUGCUACCACCUUCGGGACCUACAGCUGUGAGGCAGAGGAAGGUGGGUACAAGGAAGUAGUCGCGAGCUACAUUGUCCGACAGAUGGCACCUCCACGCUCCAUCAACCCCUCACCAGAUGAGACUUAUGACAAUAUUGGAACUAAGGAACCACUGAUUCCUAUGAUAUACACUUCAGAAAACCUAGAGGACGACCUGACAAAGCACCAAGACAAUGAAUUCACAACCAAUUUUAAAGAUGAGACCACCUACAAUACUGAUGAUACUGAUUUGAAAAACACUUUUCAAAGCAAUGGUUUAACCCCCCCUGUGACCUCAAGAAAGGACACCCACUCCUGGAAAGAGCCGGUCGAUAUCACUCAUAAAGAGAAGAGUUACUACAGUGAGCUGGUUGUUGUUUCCCUCCUGCUGGUGAUCUGCAUCUGCAUCCUGGCAUUUGUAGGGCUACACAUGUGGCGCCAAAGGAAACCUGUCCACAAAGUGAAUCCUCUCGUCAGUCAGGAGGCUGGUCCUGAGCUGAAGGUGGUAACAGAAUAAUAGAGUUUUUGUGAAAGAUGCCUUGAACUCAAAUUUGGCUGGUUUAGCUCAAACAUUUGCCUCCAGGGGCUGAAACACUUAAUCAGCCCCUGAGAGUUCGCUCAGACUCAGUGUUUUAAAAUUCUGUUCUUCUGAGACGUAUUCUGUCCUCUGUCUAAAAGUAGUUUAAAAAAAUAUUUUACAUGGCCAACGUGCUAGGAAAAACUGAUCAAGCUGUUAGUUUUCUUAAAACCUGCUGGAAAUUACUCAAAAUGUCUUCUUUUUAUGGCCAGUGAUGGAGCUAGGCUAACAGUUUCCCCUCACUUCCAGUCUUUCUGCUAAGCUAGGCUAAUCACCUCCUGGACCUCUCCCUGUUGACACACAGAGAUGAGACUGAUAUCCAUCCAUCUCGGGACGCAUCGGGUUUGUUAUUAAUAUUAAAGCUAAAGACAGAAAACUAGAACUAGAUUUAAAUUUCAGUUUCAUUCAGUUUCACAGUAAAAGCAGAACUUUCAAUGACGCCGUCUGUCACCAGAUUUGAAACACUGGAGUUUCUAGGUCAUUCUGAAGGAGGAUGUUUGUAUUUAACUGGUGAUUUCUCCAGUUUUCUGUUCCUUAAACUUGAAUCAGGAGAUUCUUUGUUCCCCACGGGCCCAGAAGCCUUUGCUACAACUGGUUGUUUAUGAACUGGAACUACAAAAGUGCAAUAUCUGCUAAGAUUGGCCCCUAAUUAUCUGAUCUCGUUGCCUGGUCCAGUAGGAAGCAGUGAUUUAAUCAUUCUUUAGUUUUAAGACUUUCAUUAUUUUAGUUUAUAUUGUGCUAAUGUGUAAAUAUUUCUGAAUACAACUGUGUUUUAUGAAGUAAUUAACGCACAGAAAACCUCAGCAUGUACGGCUCAGUUAUGCUCUUAUGUCCAUUUCAAACAAUGUAACUGUGAGUGCCCACAUAUUUCCAUGUGUGCAUUAGCUUAGCAUGGAUAUUAAGCUUUGCAUCCACUAGAGGGCAGCUCAGAGUCAAAGGUUUGACGUCUCCUCAAAAAGUUCUGGGUGGUGACUGGGUGUGGGAGUUUGUUUUUUAUUUUAUUUUCACAGGAAGCAUCUGUAUUUUGUAAAAGCAGGACUCUGUAACUUCGCUGCGCAACAGCGCCCUCUGCAGAGAAAGUGCUGUCACUGUUACAAACACACCAAACUCUGUGUCUAAUUCUUUAAUGUUUUUUUAAUGUUUCCUGGUUUUUAAUGAUUACUGAAGCUGUUUAGCCAUAUAGUAAUAUCUUCAUUCAACAGGAAAAAGAUUUAGAAAAUGUUCUAGUUUUGUUUUUAUUGCAUUCUGCAUAAACACAAAUUAAAUAUUUUUAGACUAAAUUUUAGUUUUUAUUUAGUUUUUUAUGUGGUCAUGUUUAAUAUUGAUGUUUAAUUGAUGUUUUUGUUUUUUGUGAAUAAUUUGACACAGUUUUGUUUUUAAAAAAUCAGGAAGUGUAUAAACAUUGAAUUCUGUCUCUUGCUGUUUAAUUAGUAUCUUAUAAUCACACACAGUCACUGAUCACUUUGUGUAAAUGAAUGAAUGUCAGCAGGUUUAUGUGUAAAACCUGGAGGUGAAUGUAACGAUGGCUGGGAUCAAUAUAUCAAUAUAUCGGUAAUUAAUCAAUAAUCUGAAAUCUGUAAAAAAAAAUCAGUCAGUAACAAGUUAAAGCAUCUUAUGAUUUUUAAUAAUUUAUUAAUUCUUUAUUUAAGGAAAAUUUAUAAAUUUCUUUGUGUUUAGUCGUCAUGAUGAACUCUGUCGCCCCCGUGUGGUGCUAAUGAAAACUACAACAUGUUGAAUAUUUUUAUUUAAUGAAGAAUCAGAGUUAUUAGUAGUAUCAGUAAUUCUCUGCUCAUAUAUUGAUUUAUUGUCAUCCCUAAAUGUGAAUGUAAAUGUGUUUUGACUGUGAUGUUUUAUUGACUUCAGGGAUUAGAACUUUGUAGACCGAGUUUUGCUCUUAUAGAGUAUUUAUCUGUGUUGAUCCUCAAUCAGCCUUUUAUAGAUUUUAUUGUUUGUUUCUGAGCUGACGGUCAAAUUUAAGUUUUCCAAAAACUCUAAAUUUGCUUCAUAUGAGAGAACACACUGUCACCUGAUGGGGAAAUGAAUAAAAUACAACAAAUACAA